UCCUGCAUGCUUCACUUUAUCUCGGGCCUUUUUUGACAGCUUUUUAAUAUGUUUUCCUCCUCACACAGCCUCGCAGAAAUUCAACGUCGAAUAGAUAAAGUGAAACGGUUUCUGUCUGUGACUUUGAGCAUCGCCAAUGCCCACACUGUGGAGAGUUUUUACACCCACGACGUGUGGAGCCGCUUCAUGUGUGUGUGUCCUGAGGAGGUCCUGUCAGCUGUGAGCUCCUUUAGUGAGCAGCAGAGGGAGCCAGAGCUCAAAACUGCAGAGCAGUCCAGGACCACAUUCGGGUUUUGCGAUGAUACAAAGCGGCUGGUUGAUACCUGUGAGCUGCUGCAGGCGGCCAGGGCCCACUCUCUGCCGGGCCUUGGAGUCUGCAUGAGCAGAGACGAGCUCCUGCAGGCCCUCAGGUCUAAUGCUCCACCUGCAGGGACAGGAGCAGAGCUGGAGACGGAUGAGUUCAUGAACUCGAAGAAGUCUCAUGAGGUCCAGUCCAUGUCUGAGGUGGUGGCGUGUCUGGCUCAGCACUGUCGGGUCAAACAGGUGAUAGAUGUAGGCUCGGGGAAGGGCUACCUGAGCUCCUUCCUGUCUCUGCAGUACGGCCUCCGGGUCUACGGCAUCGACUCAUCCAGCACCAACACCCACGGAGCCCAGGAGAGGAACAGGAAGCUGAAGAAGUUCUCCAGGGCGUAUCAGAAACGCAACAAGGCUGCGAGAGCACAGGGAGAGGUCACAAAUUCACCCCAGGAGGAGUUAGUAGAAAUAAAGCCGGGACUGGAUCGAGACGAUGAUGUGUUAGAUAUUGAUGGAGCAGGAACUGUGUCAAAAGAAGAGGAGAAAGUCAGCCUAUCAGACAUCAACACUGCAGUGGAAAGCUAUUCAGAGCCAGAGGAGCUUUUCCUUAGCGCCCUAUCAGUGGAUGCAAUACAGCCUACAUCUCCCAGAAUUCCCCCCAGCCAGCUGAGUACCGAGGAGAGAGAGAGGAGAAAGAGGGAGAACCUGGAGAGGAAAGCUCAGAACAGAAGCACCAGCUCCAGCGUCAUGUUUUCUCCCCUCACGUCAUACGUUACUGCGGAAACGGAGCUCCGAGAGCUCAUCAACGAGCUGGAGGAUGCGGUCAUGGUCGGCCUGCACACGUGUGGCGACUUGGCUCCCAGCACCCUGAGGAUGUUUGUGGCUAAAGCGGAGCUGGCCGCAGUCUGCAGCGUGGGCUGCUGCUAUCACCUGCUGUCUGAGGAGUUCGACCCUGCCGGACAGGAGAGUUCGCACGGCGUGUGUGGUUUCCCUCUGAGUCAGUACCUCCACGACCAGUCGUGGUUCUGCGGAAGGAACGCCAGGAUGUCGGCAUGUUUGGCACUCGAGAGAGUUUCCCUCGGCCAAGGGAUUCAGAUGGAGUCUCUGUUUUAUCGGGCGGUUCUUCAUGUAAUUCUGAGGGAUCACUACAGCUGCUUUAAAAGUGAAAAGAGAGUUGGGAAUGUCUACUCCAAGGCUAAAUCCUUUGUGGACUACGUUCGCCGAGCUCUACGCAAACUGGAACUGGAUGAAUCGAAGCUCUCUGACAGCGACAUCCAGGAUUACCACGACACAUACAGACCACGAAUGGACGAGAUGCACGCCUUUAAUUUGUUGAAAGUAACCCUGGCUCCCUGUAUUGAAGGUCUGGUUUUGCUCGAUCGCCUCUGCUACCUGAAAGAACAGGAGGAUUUACCAUUCUCUGCACUGGUGCAACUCUUUGAUCCCCUGCUGUCACCGAGAUGUUACGCCGUCGUCGGACUGAAGAGUUAUGAGGACAGAAUUUCAUUUUGAUGAACUUAUACAUAUGCACAUGAUUAUAACGCGCUGCUUCAGAGGUCAUGAUUAUACAUGAUUGUAUCAGCAAUCGCACUUGAGUGUAUGUGCUUGUUUUGAUUAUAUGUAUGAUUUAAUCUAAGUGUUGUAAUUUAUUUAUGCAGUCUCUUUCAGCAACAUCUUGUUCUGUUUUAUAUACUUUACUGUUUUUGAUGAAAAAUAAAUCUCUGUGUUUUUUAGCGUUUAGUCCUUGACUGUGUGCUUCCUCAUGAAAACACAUGCUCAAAACACCUGGAAAAACUGUCAGUCCUGUUUGAUUGAAUUGUAUCCAUCUCAGCCUUUUGUCUUCAUGUUUCGUGACCCUUCUUUUUAAGGAGCGUUCAGGGAGCCGGGGCCAUUGUGGGAUUUAGGGAAGCUCGGAUCCCCUCUGUUGACAGGUCUGGAAACCCCAUUUUUAGGUUCCCAAACCGGAGGAAGUAGGGGGAAAGAUAGACAGGGCAAGAGGCG
This is a messenger RNA of Plectropomus leopardus (leopard coralgrouper), 2295 nucleotides long. It is a transcript of the gene mettl25, whose product is annotated as methyltransferase like 25. The record is from RefSeq and is a predicted model, not a curated record. NCBI's taxonomy places the organism in Eukaryota, Metazoa, Chordata, Actinopteri, Perciformes, Serranidae.